Molecule: messenger RNA, 1063 nt
Organism: Drosophila grimshawi
Lineage: Eukaryota; Metazoa; Arthropoda; Insecta; Diptera; Drosophilidae
Gene: Dph5
Product: diphthine methyl ester synthase
Exons: 2
Coding region: 209-1054 (281 amino acids)
Biological process (GO): protein histidyl modification to diphthamide
Molecular function (GO): diphthine synthase activity
Source: RefSeq, a predicted model, not a curated record
UGCAAUCGCGUCGUCCGCGCGUGAAGAAGCAACAAGCGAGGUGCAAAUCCAAUAUUACGGGCACGUGUCGCUACCAAAAUUCGCUCAUCAGUACAAAAUAUACAAAAUAAAACAAUAUUAAAAGUGAGAGUGAGAGCGAGCGAGUGAGUGAGAGUGAGAGAGAGCGAGAGAGAGAGAGAGAGUGAGUAGCAGUAGCAACAGCAGCAGCAUGUUCUAUCUAAUUGGACUCGGUCUGGGCGAUAUCAAGGAUAUCACAGUGAAAGGCCUUGAAAUUGUGAAGCAAUGUAGUCGUGUGUACCUGGAAAUGUAUACCUCAAUUCUCGGCUGCAGCCUUGAGGAUAUGCAAGAGUUUUACGGCCGUCCCUUAAUGCUAGCGGACCGUGACCUUGUGGAGCAGGGCGCCGAUGAGAUAUUGGCGGGUGCUGCCGAGACCGAUGUUGCCCUGCUCGUUGUUGGGGAUCCGUUUGGUGCCACAACUCACACAGAUUUCAUAUUGCGCGCGAAAGAGAAGAACAUACCCUACAAGGUCAUCCAUAAUGCCUCCAUUAUGAAUGCCAUCGGCUGUUGUGGCCUGCAGCUGUAUAAAUUUGGUGAAACUGUUUCAAUACCAUAUUGGGAUGAGACUUGGAAACCGGAUAGUUUCUACGAUAAGAUUAAAUUGAAUCGCCUGCACAAUAUGCACACACUUUGUCUGCUCGACAUCAAGGUUAAGGAGCCCACACCCGAAUCGUUGAUGCGCAAACGCAAGGAGUAUAUGCCGCCCAGGUUUAUGAGCUGUGCCGAGGCUGCCCAACAGCUGUUGACUAUUGUGGAGAAGAAGGAUGCCUUGGAGAGGAAUACGGUGCUCAAUGAGCAAUCGUUGUGUGUGGGUUUGGCACGUGUUGGCCAGAGUACGCAACAGAUCGUUGUUGGCACAUUGCAUGGGAUGCGUGCCAUGGAUUUGGGUGGACCACUGCACUCGCUCAUCAUUCCCGCCAAGGAGAUGCAUCCCCUCGAGGUGGAAUUUCUGCAGCAGUACUCCGACAGCAUCAAGUUGGACGAUUAUAAUCAUUAGAUCCAAACA